Molecule: messenger RNA, 7680 nt
Organism: Anopheles marshallii
Lineage: Eukaryota; Metazoa; Arthropoda; Insecta; Diptera; Culicidae
Gene: htk
Product: mucin-19
Exons: 8
Coding region: 103-7680 (2525 amino acids)
Biological process (GO): regulation of transcription by RNA polymerase II
Cellular component (GO): nucleus
Molecular function (GO): transcription cis-regulatory region binding
Source: RefSeq, a predicted model, not a curated record
GGAGAGGAACAAUAAUAUGCACCUACCAAGUUUAUCAGUGAACGCGUAAAAGUGGCGAUUGUCAGCGAUAAUUUGAGUUUUGAGCGCUAUUUCCUCCAGAAGAUGCAGCAAGUAGACGAUCCCCCUUAUUUGACUGUAGGAACGGAGGUUAGCGCCAAAUACAAGGGGGCAUUCUGCGAGGCCAAGGUACGCAAGGUCGUGCGCAACAUCAAAUGCAAGGUCGCGUACAAACAACAGGGCCUCGGGUCUGGUGUCGUUUCUGACGAUCAGAUCAAGGGGGCACUUCGGGUGGGUGCGACGGUCGAGGUCAAGCAUCCGGAGCGGAAGGAGUACGUCGAGGCGACGCUCACCAAAAUCCAGGACUGUUCGCAGUACACGGUGGUGUUCGAUGACGGCGACAUAACGACGCUUCGACGCAGCGCGCUGUGUCUGAAGAGUGGCCGUCAUUUCAACGAGAGCGAAACACUUGAUCAGCUUCCGCUGACACAUCCGGAGCACUUUGGGAACCCGGUGAUAGGAGGACGCAGGGGUCGCAGAUCACGACACCUCUUGCCGGAUGAAAGUUCCGAUGAGGAAGACGAACCGACUAUACAUUCGCGUUCCAACGCCAGCGAUAAGGAGGAAAACAUCGGGAAAGUGGUGUGCGUGGAAACGAGCGAUAAUAAGAAGAAAAAUCCGAAAGAAAACUGGUUCCCUGGGCUUGUGGUUGCUCCGACCGCUCAGGACACGGUGCGCAUCCGUGUGAAGGACGAGUAUUUGGUGCGCUCGUUCAAGGACGGUCGGUACUACACCGUGCCAAAAAAGGAAGCGACCGAGUUUACGCGUGACAGUGUGAACAGGUCCGAAGCAGCCGCCGUUUCGGCAGCAAUCGAGUACAUGGAUAAUGAUGUACUUCCACCGCACUGGGACAGGGAAGCACUGUUCGGUACGUCGGGUAGCUGCAGCGAUUCGGACCAGGAGCUCGAGACGGACAGUUCCGACGAUGAACCUACCGAGGAAAAGGAUCAUUUUGUGGCGCAGCUGUACAAGUUUAUGGACGAUCGAGGAACGCCACUGAACAAAGCGCCAUCGAUCACGAAUCGGGACGUGGAUCUGUACCGUUUGUUUCGCGCCGUGCAAAAGCUGCAUGGUUACAAUCGAGUUACGACCCAGAAUCAGUGGAAGCAGAUCGCGCUGCGAUUGGGCUUCUCACCUGCUACAGCCAGUAUCACCAACCUGGUGAAGCAGGCGUACAAAAAGUUUCUGUUCUCGUUCGAAGAGUUCAACCGCAAACUCGGAUGUACGAUGGUACCACAUCCGAAGACGAGUCGUUCCAAGGGCCGCAGUCUGGUACGUGCCAGCUCGGUUCAGUCACCCAAGCUGGCGGAAAAGGAAAAGCUCCUAACGGCAAAAGAGAAGGCCGCAUCGGCCGCUGCAGCAGACGCAACAACAAAGGCGGGUAGUUCGACGGCUAUAAUCACGGAAGCAUCUAAUUCAGCAGUAGAAGAAUCGGGCAAUACAAGCGAAUCAAGCGCUGCCGAAAGUGCCGUAUUGAGGCCGAGCAGUACCAAGCGGAAAGUCGGUGGGGGAAAGGUGAAGGCGUUGGUAGAUAAGUUCGAGGAAAAGGAGAAAGAACGGGAGAAGGAGAAAAUGGCUGGAAAGGUUGGCGGUGAAAGCAGCGGAUCGUCCGGUGGUGGCAAAAAGGAAGAUGGGGGACCGGCCUCAGCAGUGAAGAAGGAAAAGCUCGGUGCGAAGGCAAAAUCCGUUGAACCGGUGGUCGAGAAGCGAGGCCGUAAGAGAAAGGACGCCGAUUCGGUAGACUCCAAAAAGGAUGACCGGGAAAACACAAGCGUAAGUGGUGUUAGCAGUGCGAGUGGCACAGAACGCAGCAUUAAGCAGGAGAAACAAUCCACCAACAGUAGAAAGGAAGAAGCCAGUGGCGGUGGUGGUGGUGGUGGUCCACCGGGGAGUGGAGGCGGAGGUACUGGAGGAAAUGGAUCUGGACCGGGAACAGCAGGUGGGCAUGGUGGCACUGGUAGAACCAUUAGCCCGGCAAGUGCAGUUUCAGUUGGAGCUUCCGUUCCCGACUUCCCAAUCGAGGUAGGCGAUAAGCUUAAAGUGUACUAUGACGAGCAGAAGGUGACAUACGAAGCGAAGGUGAUCGAGAUCGCCAAACAGGAAGGAAAUCCCAUCUAUCUGGUACACUAUACCGGUUGGAACACGAGGUACGACGAAUGGGUUCGCAAGGAACGUAUUGCGGAAAAUUUAACCAACAGCAAAACCAAGAAAGGAAAAUCUUCCUCGAACACACCCACGGGCAGUGGAGGAUCGACAAGUAAGGGCCCAUCGGGAUCGACCAUCACGACGGGAGAUAAAACGCCAAAAGUUGCUAAACGCAGCCGUGGUAAUUCGAAAGGUGAACAGAGCACCGGUCCCGGAGGAAAUGCUACACCCCGUUCGACGACUCCCAACGUUGGGCGAAAUAAAUCACCGGCCACCCCAUCCAAUCGGAGACCGCUCACCCGUGGUGGUUCGUCAGCGGCUACGGGAUCGUCCCUUUCGGCCUCGGCCGCCGCUGCUGGUAGACGCACCUCCAACAACACGGACAUUUCGUCUUCACUGUCUGUGCCGACCGAUCCAGAUAAUACCAGCGACACCGAUUCGGACGAACCGAUGCUGAAAAAGUGCACCACCAACAGCACCUCGUCGACCACCUCGUCCAACUCGUCGAUUUCCAUCUCAUCAACGAGCACGAAAGUAAGUACAACAGCCGAGGCCGGUUCGUCGUCCGACGCUGCGGCCAUAUCGGACGAGUUUUCCAACGGAGCAUCCAAGGGUGGUGGUGGUGUUGGUGGUGGUCGUGACUAUGAUCUCAAUCAAAUACGUUCCGAAUUGAAGGGCUUCAAGGAACUAAAAUCAUCUGGAUCGCCAGCAUCGGACACAACAACGACCACAACCACAACUGCCGGUGCAGGAGAAGGACCCGCAUCCGCCUCCUCCGUUACGGAUGUGCCGAAACAUCUUAUACCGAAACAGGAACCAAAUAUGCACACAAGAAGUAGUUCCACCGAGGUGAAGGAAUCACUUUCGAGUUCCAACACACCGCUGGCCACGAUCAAGAAGGAGCUGACUGCUUCGGCGACAGUGAAAGAGGAAGAAUCCACCGUAACUGAGGAGGACGACGAACCGGAGAAGUCAUCUGAAUCGGAAACGCUUAGCGAAGAAGAUUCGUCGCAGUCCUCUAACAAGGCAUUCUCUAGCUCACCCAUUACAACAAUGGUCGAUUCAGACACGGCCGAAACACCACUAGCAGCGGGAUUAGUAAUGAGUCCCAAGAUUUUGGCCUCGCCUCCUCCGAGCGUGGAGUGCGAAGAUUCAUCAUCCACCGAACCUUUAAUAACGGUAGCUAACAAAGCAGCGGACGCAAAGGCAUCCCUUGAAAAGGGUACAGCGGCAAGCAUUAAGAAAGACGCGAUCGAUGGAGGGUCGGGUGUUGAAAAGACAGCCACUGCACCAGCAUCGGCAGGAAAGCCUCCGAUUAAAACAUACGGUACGGCAGCAACUAUCAUUGCCAACUCGGAAAAGAUGGCUUUCUGUACGGUGCGUGAUGCGAGCACGGAAAACGAGUUGAAACCGCAACUUGCUGUACCAGCAACGAAAGAUUCUGUGCUGGAAUUGCCCUCGAAAAAUAAUCCCCCGAUUGCGUCACAGCCAGCAGGAGUAUCUCCUUCGCUGUCGGUACGUUCGAAAACAGGCGUAACGGAAGAUAAAGCCACCGUUGUUACUUCUAGCAUGACAUCGCCAUCUGCAACCAGUGGCCGCACAAAUACCAGUUCUUUAACGACACCUGUAAAAGCUAGCUUUGGCUCAUCUCCUUCGGCUACAGCUGGAAACUCUAAAGAAGACUCCCCCGUGCCAUCACAGGGUGUAAUCAUCGCUGCCGGAUCUAAUGCACGAGCAAUAAAAUCUCCGAAAUCUUCGCCUUCAGCAAUACAGUCGAUAACAUCAACUGGCACCGCCACGCCGGAUGAUGGUAAGGGGAAUCCUUCGACGAUCUCUCCCGUCGGACCAACGAACAUUCUGUCCCAAACGACCAGCUCCUCUCCGCAUGGAGGUGGUUUCAAUUCGCUACGCGCGGAAAAAAAGCAAUCGAACGUACAACAUUCGGGACCGGGAACGGGAGCGAGCGUAAUGGAGAGGAAGUUUACCCUUGGACGAGAAGGAACGUCUGCAUUUUCAUCACCGGCAAGCACUUUAUCCGCUCAAUCCCCUCUUUCCACAGCAACUCCGGCAACUUCUUUAAAACAUGGCAGUUCCGGUUUGCUCGGGGAGAAAAAACACUUCUCCUCGUCGACGCUUACACCGGCACAAAAUAAGCUACUCAGCAAGGAAGCUCUGUCCAUAAAGUCACUGUUUGAGUCGACCGCUAACCGGAUGGACGAAAAGAUUUCGGACGUGUAUGAAUUUGAGGAUGAGUAUGACGACCCGGCAGAUACAGGGAGUGGACCAAUGGGAGCAAUGAGUGCUGCUAGUGGCGCACCCGGGAGCGGAACAGGUUCCCGUAAGCUCGUAUCCGAUGUUCCACCUGCCGAGGUAGUUAGCUCACUUUCGCUCACCUCCUCCACAACAUCAUCCUCCUUGGGUGGUCAGUUUGGAGAUGAGAAAAGGAAAAAGCCAUUACAACGGAAGUCAACGGCUGUUCCGGUGGAUCCUUUGGACACAUCCAAUUUCGGGACGGGCAACUAUAGUGGGGCUUUGAAGCGCGCGAAAAAACCCUCGCCGGUUAAAGCUGAACCGAUGGGAGUGGAAAAUAAAUCACCGAAAGGAUCAGGCAUUUUACGCCGUGAGCCUAAAGAGAAGGAAGAGAAGGAACAAAAGCAGCCCUCUGAGAGUGAAUCGGGAACAGUGGCUACGGAGACACUUCGUGCCACAGUUUCUUCUGUGGAUCCACCUAAAGAAAAGUCUAUCCCCAAGACGACAUCAACUGCAGUUACUACCUCUUCUCAAGUAGGAUUAACGACCGCUUUUGUACAAACACCUGUAAAGAGUGACUCAACGUUUGAUGUGCUACGGAAAUCUCCGAGCUUCAAUUUGGUUACUCCUGGUCCCCUAGGUAGUAAGGAAGAAAUGUUUAAAUCGCAGGAUGAUAUCGAGACAAAACCUAAUCCUCCACCAUUGCCAGCAACGACGACACCUGGAAUUUUCACGCCAGUUAUUUCAGCUUCUACGAUUGGCAGUGGUGGCGUAAACGAACGAUCAAUCUCUUCGGUGCUGUAUCCGCACGGUAAAGGCCCAUCUACUUCCGUGCUGCUAGCAAAGGCAGGUGACGAGAGUCAGAAAGAGGAACCGACGCUGGAGAAUUGCAAAAAAUACUUUAACGAUAUGAACUUUGAGUUUGAUGCUCCGACCGUGAAGAAACCACCGUCGAUUGCAGACAAGGUGCUGAAGGCUUUAAGUGAACAGCAGCAGCAGCAGCAACAACAACUGCAAACGAUAAAAUCAGAAAAACCAGACUUCCCAAAGUACAUACCAAGUUCGAUGCAUCACCACUCUCUUCCCAACACGCCGAAAUCGAUUAUAAACAGUGGUUUGUUAUCCUCGCCGGCAAUGGAAAGUGGUACACCAAUGUCAUUCGCUUCUACAGUGCAUCCAACGAUAAAAUCGGAAUCCAUUAGCAGCGGUGGUAAUACUGCCGCCACCGUAGUUUCGUCCUACACAUCAUCACCCAUGAUGGCUGUAAAUCAUCCACCAAAACCGGGAUCAUUGGGUGGAAAUGAAACACCACAGUCAGGAAAGUCGCACGAAGGCAUGAAGAUGGAACCGGAAGAUUCUCACAACUCCACGACAAAGUCAUCUCCGAUCAGUAAUGAUGCUAAAGCUACGACCAAUCAAUCGCCAGGGUUAUCAUCUUCCAACACUGGUGGGGUUCAGAAGAUUCAGCUUGAGCAAAUUCCCACAUCCCGAAGUAAUGAUCUAACAGAAUCGCUCCGAAAGCUGGAUCCAGAUCCACGGUUUAUUCACGACGAUGAAUCUACGGACAGCAACGAUUCUGAACAUCGUCUGAUCAUCGAGGAUGCGGAAUCGCAAGGCAGUGGUGAACCUGUAACCGGUAGUGCGAUGGUACAUUCGCAAACGGUUUUAACGAGCUCACCCGCCGUGCCCAGCAGUACAGCUGCGGUGAUUGUCCAUUAUGAGAGCAAACCGGCAGCUUCAGUGAUCUCGGCCAAGAAGGAGCUGUUUGAAGAAAAACCACGAUCUGCUACAUCUUCCAUUACGCUCGAGAUGGCUUCAGCUGCGUCGGCCGCAGCUGUUGCAGCGGUAGCAGGUAAAGAAAAACUCAUUCUAAAGCAGGACCACACUGGACCAACGGACACUCCGCUAGCUUCGUCGCUUGUGAAAGAAGAUACCACGAAAUCAUUAUCCGGCGCACCUACAGCGUCGUCGGAAAAGAAACCAAUAGGUGGCGCAAAGCAAAGCCUCCUCGAGGCAAUCAUACAGAUGAAUACGGCCAGCCGCGGUAUGAGCUCUGAAGAGUAUUUGAUGCACAAGGUCCAUGAACAACAGCCACCGUUACAACAACGCGUCAGCGCAGACGGUGAAUGUCGUAAGGACGUGUCCUUCCCAGCGCAGAAGCAAUAUGACACUAGUGUUGUUCCUGCGACAACAUCCGUCAUAACUUCGACGGGGUCGAACGAAUCGUUAGGAUCUUCCACGGUAUCGCUCAACCCAGAGGAUUCGCCUACCCAAUCCCUGCACUAUCUUCAAUCACAAUCAGCACCACAAGCUCAGGCACCGAACAAUGAAUCUCUGUCGUUGCUACUCUGCGAGGAAACGAUUCCAGGCUCUCCAGCACCGAAAGAUCACGAUCGACUGCAGCCGUCUACAGUCGGACGUAAGGUGUAUGCUGAGACACCGUUGGCGCCGCCUUCAUCAUCAUCUUCUUCUUUCCUACCACCACAAAACAUUCAAACCGCGACCGAUCUGAAACCCGUUCCGAUGGAUCUAGAGCCGCCAGUGGUGACGAUAACGAUCGGUGGUAAUACGACGAUCAGUAGUACCAGUCAAAGUGGGAUCGGUGGGACCGGUGGAGUGGGAUCGUACGCUUCCAAUCUUCAACAGCAGCAGCAGUCAUUAAGAAGUAAAGUAACUUCUGGUGGAGGAGAAUCCACCGCCGAUACUCCGAAUAGUUCUCCGAGGGAUUCGGUUAGUCAGGAUGAAACACAUGAUCAAGAAUCGUUAUCGCCGAUGAAAAAGCGUCGUCAACGCAAGCCGAGCGAAGAGCCAACGCUCAAACGCCGCCGCACGGGAAAUACCAGCCUGGGUGGCUAUGGAUUUGGAAAUAAUGGUUCAAAUACUAGCUAUGGCCGUAAUCAACGAGGUCUUAAUACAAGCAAUGCAACAGACAGUGAGGACAACUCAGAUAAUUUAGCGGCAUUCCACCGAUCAUCGUCGUUGAUCUUCGUUGGAAGCAAAACCGGCCGACCCUGUCAGUACAAUUUCCUGGUCAAUUUAGAUCCAUCCCUAAACAGUAACCACCGGAUAGGGAUUAUAAGGAAAAAGAUACAAGAGUUGCGCAAAACGUACAACGUGAUCAAGGCCGAGUUGGCGAGUAUCGAUCGGAGGCGCAAAAAGCUACGCCGCCGAGAACGAGAAAACAAGAAGCAAGCCAAACUGAACAGUGCCAGUGCCGGCAACAACUAA